AUGUCGCAGACGAACCCAACUUCUCCUCCGGUGCAGACACCUGGCCAGGCCAGCAACAACCAGCCAGAUGAAAGCCCGACACCGGUUGCCGAAGUGAACGACGAAGGAAAUUACAAUAUACCAACACCGCCCCCGGUCUGCAAACGAUGGCAGGGAAUGUUAUGGAAGAUAGAGGUUAUCCAGAACCCCUUGCGUGCACGCAUGUGUGGCUUUGGUGACAAGGACCGUCGCCCGAUCUCACCUCCCCCAGCUGUCCUGUUGACAAUAUGGGACCCGAGGACUGGUGCGGAGAUAGACUACAAGAGAAUCGCCGAUCUCUCGAAAUUGAUCCUCAUCGUUGAUCUUUGGAACCUCCACGGCACACGCGAAGAUAAUUGCGUCAGACACACCACAACUUCACCUUCAAUUUCCACGACGACCGUCACCGCUUUUCCCUACACAUAUACCGCCAAGAUGAUCAGCAAUCCUUCUAUUGAUUACGACCAGAGCCGGAUUCCCUCUUACAUGAGCAGCUACGCCGACCAGGUCAUCCCCAUUGCACCAAACUCUCAGGGCGGUCCAGUUCAGCCAGCCACUGGCUUGCAGCCGAGCUACACAAACGGCAGCCACGCCUACGAGGGGAGAAAUAGUUCUUUUUCCAACAACAAUCAGCCACCUUUGAAUGCCCAGUUUCCAGGUGGCUAUGACCAUUCUCCGUCGACUCUAGUCUCGCCUCGAUCGAUGCCUUCUUCGUCUCGUUCGUCCCAAGAUGCUGGUGUCAUGGCCAACGGCAACCAUCGAGAUCCUCGAGAUUCCCGAGACACCAGAGAAACAACGAUUGCGAGAAAUCUUAUUGGAAACACUACCGCCAGUGCCAACCUGUUGCAUGAUGAGAACGGAAAGUAUGGCAUUUGGUUCGUCCUUCAAGAUCUCAGCGUCAGAACCGAAGGCUGGUUCCGUUUGAAGGUCAAUCUCUUCAAUCUGGCACAGCCCCCAUUACUGGAGGAGGAUAGCACCAGCCCCACGACCAGCACCAGCCCUAGCAACGGCAAUAACAAUGGCGGCAACAAUACCAGCAAUGGUCAGACUCCCGCCAACAACGAAUUGCUGCAGGAAGCGCCACUUUUAGCCUCGGCUUUCAGCAAGCCUUUCAAAGUGUUCAGUGCCAAGAAAUUCCCUGGGGUGAUUGAGUCGACGAACCUCAGUCGGACAUUUGCCAAGCAGGGCAUUAAGAUCCCGAUCCGCAAAGACCACGGCGGCAAGAAGAGAAAGGCCGGGGCCGACAGCGACGACGAUGAUUCAGAUGACUGA
This is a messenger RNA of Exophiala spinifera, 1290 nucleotides long. RefSeq lists its product as uncharacterized. NCBI's taxonomy places the organism in Eukaryota, Fungi, Ascomycota, Eurotiomycetes, Chaetothyriales, Herpotrichiellaceae. The transcript has 3 exons. The coding region runs from base 1 to 1290 and encodes 429 amino acids. The record is from RefSeq and is a predicted model, not a curated record.